Molecule: messenger RNA, 993 nt
Organism: Symbiodinium natans
Lineage: Eukaryota; Dinophyceae; Suessiales; Symbiodiniaceae
Source: the annotation of a GenBank genome assembly
AUGGUUGUCGAAUUGCUUGCGGCCGGGGCUUCGAAGGAGAAGCCCAUGAAGAAUGGAGCAACGCCGCUGCAUCUGGCUUCGCAGAGUGGCCAUUUGCCGGUCGUGAGGUGCCUUCUGGCCGAUCGAGCGGUACCCAAUGCAGAGGCCGAGGAUGGGCGGCGGCCGCUCCACAUCGCCUGCCAGAAAAACCAUGUUGAGGUCAUCCGGACCCUGUGUGACAGUGAUGCCGAUCCAAACGCUCCUGGCCCCUAUGCAAUGACUCCAGCCUUUCCUGCCUGCCAGCGAGGGCACCUCGACGCGUUGAAGGCACUGUGCGAAGCCCGUGCCAAUCCGGAGGCCAUGGACAAGAGCGGCACAAGGUUGCUUGACGUUGCCAUCCAAGAAGGGCAUCUGCCUCUGGUGCAGACACUCUAUGGUGCUGGAGCCAGUAUUACCGAACCCAACCACAAUGGCAGGACGCCACUUCAUGUGGCUGCCUACUCUGGCGAUCUGCUCAUUGUUCAGUGGCUGGCUCAUGAAGGAGUGCCGAUUGAUAGCCGGGAUCGCCAAAGACUCACUCCUCUUCAUUUGGCUGCGCGUUUCGGAUAUGAGGUUGUUUGCAUGAAGCUCGUUGAGCUCUUCGCCGACCUCGAAGCUGUGAGCAGUUCGGGCAGCCGCCCUCUGCACAUGGCUGCACUCUUCGACCAGGAGGAAGUGGCGCGAUUCCUGUGCGAACAGCAAGUUGAGAUGAACGUUCUGGCCCACCCGGGGCUCUCGCCAUUGCACCUGGCUGCUGCCAGAGGAAAUCUUGAUGUGGUGAAAGUUUUGUGCGACUUCGGCGCUAACCUGGCCAGACGGGACGUCUUCGGUGCGAUGCCGGUCAGCACGGCAGUCCGCUACGGCCGGGAUGCGAUUGUGCAGUGCAUGCUGGAUGCAGCGGGCUGCCAAGACUCUGAGUCUACCGAGUCUACGCCAGGCCACGUGGAGUCUGCCCCCUUCUUCGUGCAAGAGUGA